UCUGCACACUCAUUCUGUGUGCUAGGCAACGUCGUGUUCGUCUUUUUCAAUACGGAUUUCCAUUCCGUAGUUCGUUCUUUGUGAUUUUGUGAAAAGCGCGUGUGCCACCGCGUUCCAAGCAAAAACUGAAGACGAAAAAAAUCUCCAGAUUACCACCCCCAUUAUUACCGUACGGUUUGAUUGUCGUCCGUCGAAACAGACUGACUUGACUAGUUUACCUAACUGUUGAAAAUGGUUAAAGAAACUACCUAUUAUGACAUUUUAGGUGUUAAACCCAAUUGUUCUGCUGACGAACUUAAAAAGGCAUACAGGAAACUUGCCUUGAAAUACCAUCCUGACAAAAACCCAAAUGAGGGUGAAAAGUUUAAGCAAAUAUCACAAGCGUAUGAAGUGUUGUCAACACCAGAAAAACGCCGUCUGUAUGACCAAGGUGGUGAACAAGCACUCAAAGAAGGAGGAGUUGGCAACUCCUUCUCUUCGCCAAUGGAUCUUUUUGACAUGUUCUUCGGCCAAUUUGGCGGUGCUUCCGGUGGAGGUCGUGGCCGUCACCGCGGUCCCCAAAAAGGCAAAGACGUUGUUCAUCAACUUAGUGUUUCCCUUGAAGACUUAUACAACGGUUGCGUGCGAAAGUUAGCGUUAGAAAAGAACGUCAUUUGUGAAAAAUGUGAAGGCCGAGGCGGCAAGAAAGGAGCUGUAGAACAAUGUCCAACCUGUCAAGGUAGCGGCAUUCAAGUUCAGAUCCACCAAUUAGGACCGGGAAUGAUUCAACAAGUGCAAUCUAUGUGUAGUGAAUGUCGUGGACAGGGUGAACGCAUCAACCCCAAGGACAGGUGUAGGACUUGCAACGGUAAAAAGGUUAUCCGUGAAAGAAAAAUUUUGGAAGUAAACGUAGACAAGGGCAUGGUAGAUGGUCAAAAAAUUACUUUUAGCGGUGAAGGUGAUCAAGAGCCAGGACUUGAACCUGGUGACAUCAUAAUUGUAUUAGAUGAAAGAGAACAUCGUACAUAUAAGAGAAGCGGUAGCGAUCUAAUUCUUCGUAUGGAAAUAGAAUUAGUUGAAGCUUUAUGCGGAUUCCAGAAAGUCAUAAAAACUUUAGAUGAACGUUCUUUGGUCACUACUGCUAUUCCAGGAGAAGUUUUUAAACAUGGUGACGUCAAGUGUGUAUUGAACGAAGGUAUGCCUCAGUACAAGAAUCCGUUCGAAAAAGGUCGUAUGAUUAUUCAAUUCCUCGUCAACUUCCCUGAUAAAUUACCAGUUCAAAAAAUCGUUCAGCUCGAAUCGUGUCUUCCCGCUAGACCGGUGGAGGUCAUUCCGGACAACUCUGAGGAAGUGUCGCUUACCGAAAUGGACCCUGAGUAUGAAUCGAGGAGACGUGAUAGACGUGAAGCAUACGCUGAUGAAGAUGGUCCUACGAGAAACGUACAAUGCGCAUCUCACUAAUAUAAUUUUUUCUACUUUUUACAAGUCCACGUAUAUAAACAGUAUCUCCAAUUCACAUGUUUUCAUUCCGUUCCGAGCAAAAUACAUUGAUGUAACGUGUAAUAAAUAUUAGAUAUUUAUUCAGAACAUAAUCAGAUGCAAAAAAAUAUUUUUCUUUUUUCCUACCAAAAUUCUAAGGAUUUGUUCCUACUAAUAACUCUGUUUGCCAAAUAAUAAUAUAUUAGUGCACAUUUUUUUUAUA
Messenger RNA from Adelges cooleyi (spruce gall adelgid), 1681 nucleotides. RefSeq names its product dnaJ homolog subfamily A member 1 (gene Droj2). The transcript is spliced from 7 exons. NCBI's taxonomy places the organism in Eukaryota, Metazoa, Arthropoda, Insecta, Hemiptera, Adelgidae. The coding region runs from base 232 to 1440 and encodes 402 amino acids. The record is from RefSeq and is a predicted model, not a curated record. Gene Ontology annotation, biological process: response to heat; protein refolding. Gene Ontology annotation, molecular function: Hsp70 protein binding; ATP binding. Gene Ontology annotation, cellular component: cytoplasm; cytosol.